Messenger RNA from Spirometra erinaceieuropaei, 579 nucleotides. NCBI's taxonomy places the organism in Eukaryota, Metazoa, Platyhelminthes, Cestoda, Diphyllobothriidea, Diphyllobothriidae. The record is from the annotation of a GenBank genome assembly.
AUGUUGCCGCCCUACGUUAUCAGAGGUGGCCAGCUCUCUGAGCUGCUCCUCAUCAACAAUGGCAACGCUGGUGAUUUCCUCGAGCUCUUUAAGUCCUCCAGUGUGGAAGCUAUUCGUUGAAACCCCGUCCCCAAGUUCAGCAUCUCCUGUCUGUGGCUGCUGCAGCCUUGUUUCAUCAAGACCGCCCGAAUUGUCGCCAGUACUGUGUCGGUGCUAGAACACCCACAGACACCUGUCACUGUGGCCACCGGUCAGCGCGACCUUCAUCAGCCGUCUGGGGUACCGCAAACCAAUCAACACUGCUUCGUUCGGAAUCCGAAGCAAAAGGGAGAUCCAAGAGGCGACGGAAACACAGACGGAACUCAGCAAGGCGGCAGACAGACUCCAGCACAUAGACCGAAGGAUGCUGCUACUGCCGCCGCCGCCGCCGACGCUGCAGUCGUUGUUGGCGAGACUACUAGCUGCAUCCUCUUUGGAACCAGGUCAUGGGCCAUUGUGCUGUCUCUCACGCUCCAAGACGUGCUCCUUCUGUGUCUACGGCACACGCUGAGUUUCGGCUUUGAUGUGCUGAGCCACUAG